This is a messenger RNA of Oryza brachyantha (malo sina), 1156 nucleotides long. Its product is annotated as ervatamin-B-like. NCBI's taxonomy places the organism in Eukaryota, Viridiplantae, Streptophyta, Magnoliopsida, Poales, Poaceae. Gene Ontology annotation, molecular function: cysteine-type endopeptidase activity. Gene Ontology annotation, cellular component: lysosome. The coding region runs from base 68 to 1156 and encodes 362 amino acids. The record is from RefSeq and is a predicted model, not a curated record. The transcript is spliced from 2 exons.
AAGACACAAUUAAGCUACACACACUAAGUACACAAAAAGAGAAAUUAACAUAAUCUAAUCAGAGAGCAUGGCUUCUUCCUCCAAGCCUUUCCUUGGGCUUCUCCUGUCCAUCACUUGCCUCAUGCAGCUCCUAAUGGCGGCGGCGGCGGACCCGCCGCCUGAGCGGCCGUGCGAGAAGAAGUCCGACAGGGAGAUGAGGUACAUGUUCUCGCAGUGGAUGGCCAAGUACGCGAAGCAGUACUCGUGCCCGGAGGAGGAGGAGAAGCGGUACCAGGUGUGGAAGGACAACACCGACUUCAUCGGCGGCUUUGCCAGCCAGACGGAGAUCUCCUCCGGCGUCGGCGCCUUCGCGCCGCAGACCAUCACCGACUCCUUCGUCGGCAUGAACAGGUUCGGGGACCUCAACUCCGACGAGUUCGUGCAGCAGUUCACCGGGUUCAACUCCACCGGGUUCCGGGCGCCGCUGCCCACCCCGAUCCCGCCGCAGCACUCGUGGCUGCCGUGCUGCGUCGACUGGCGCUCCACCGGCGCCGUCACCGGCGUCAAGUUCCAGGGCUCCUGCGCGUCGUGCUGGGCGUUCGCGGCGGCGGCGGCCAUCGAAGGCCUGCAUAGGAUCAAGACCGGCGAGCUGGUGUCGCUGUCGGAGCAGGUGAUGGUGGACUGCGACACCGGGAGCAACGGGUGCGGCGGCGGACGCUCCGACACGGCGCUCGGCCUCCUGGCCUCCCGCGGCGGCGUCACGUCGGAGGAGAGGUACCCGUACACGGGCGUCCGGGGCGGCUGCGACGUGGGCAAGCUGCUGUCCGGCCACUCAGCGUCCGUGUCGGGCUUCGCCGCCGUGCCGCCCAACGACGAGCGGCAGCUGGCGCUGGCGGUGGCGCGGCAGCCGGUGACGGUGUACAUCGACGCCAGCGCCCCGAAGUUCCAGUUCUACAAGGGCGGCGUGUACCGGGGCCCCUGCGCCGCCGGGAGGGUGAACCACGCCGUCACCAUCGUCGGCUACUGCGAGAACAUCGGCGGCGACAAGUACUGGAUCGCCAAGAACUCGUGGAGCAGCGACUGGGGCGACCAGGGCUACGUCUACCUCGCCAAGGACGUGUGGUGGCCGCAGGGCACGUGCGGCCUCGCUACCUCGCCCUUCUACCCGACGGCCUGA